This is a messenger RNA of Darwinula stevensoni, 294 nucleotides long. The record is from the annotation of a GenBank genome assembly. Lineage: Eukaryota; Metazoa; Arthropoda; Ostracoda; Podocopida; Darwinulidae.
AUGGCCUAUGGAAGCACAUCCAAUCUCAAGAUGGAUGCCAGCCGACCUCUCAAGAUUUGCCUCUUUGGAAUAACAGGAUGUGGAAAGUCAACCCUGGGGAACGUCCUCCUCGGCUAUGGCCCCGAUGGCGACACGCAAGGAUUCCGUACGAGCAAUUCCCCUACCGGCCCAGACUCUGACGUCGUGGUUAUGGACGGCAAUUUGUUUGGAGACGUAAACAGACGCGUUUGCAUCAUCGAUACGCCGGGAUGUGGCAAGGAAGAAGCCGAGGACAAGAGGAGUAACUUGUUUUAG